Hermetia illucens (black soldier fly) is the source of this 2577-nucleotide messenger RNA. It is a transcript of the gene Diap2, whose product is annotated as death-associated inhibitor of apoptosis 2. The transcript has 4 exons. The record is from RefSeq and is a predicted model, not a curated record. Gene Ontology annotation, cellular component: cytoplasm; nucleus. Gene Ontology annotation, biological process: positive regulation of protein ubiquitination; regulation of cell cycle; negative regulation of apoptotic process. Gene Ontology annotation, molecular function: cysteine-type endopeptidase inhibitor activity involved in apoptotic process; ubiquitin protein ligase activity. Bases 714 to 2057 code for a protein of 447 amino acids. Lineage: Eukaryota; Metazoa; Arthropoda; Insecta; Diptera; Stratiomyidae.
UUUGACCUAGAAAAGAAAAACUUCAGAACUCUUCUGACACGACAGGUCAGUGCAAGAUAUCAUUUCAUCGUAAUUUAUUCAUCGGACAUCUUACGAAAUCUGUUCUAGCGCCAUUAGAUAAGUUCUCCACUUGCCAAGUCAGCGUGCCAACACACAUUUAGACGACAACAGUGACGUGAAACAUUCAAAACAAGCAACGGUACUUUUACUUGGCAUCCCCGACCAGCUGACUCGCGAUUUACUAAUUUUCACGGUGACGGCGUCCACAGCUGGGCUCGAUUGCCCUUAAGUCGCUGAAACUCUGUGUGCUUCGCUUCCAAAACAAGAAGACCUUCGCCCGGGGAAUAUGAUUAUCGAGUGAACGCAGAAUAAACGGAAUCUUUGGCCCCGGGCUCUGUGCUCGCGAAAAAAACAAGAAAUCAAUCUCGUCAUCAAACGUAAACGAGAUAAACGGGGAGACGCGGUCGAGAUCCGUCAAGGGCGCAGAGUUCUAUUUUGCCAGAGAACGAGUCUAAUACCUUCGAAGUUAAGAACGCCGCCGCGUAGCAGCCGACAUUAAUACGCAGUUCGCAGGUUUCACUGGUGCUAGCCCCGCCGCGCUUCGAUUUGCAGCAUCAACGGUCCAUAGGACAGCAAGGGAAGCCCCUCGCCCGUGGCUAGGAUUUCUCAGUACUCGACCAAAGGCCAUUUCAGUCGUUUCCACGGAAAGUAGCAUGUCCGGAUAUGAAGGUUUCUCGCAGCGAAACGUAUCACUCAUCGACGACUCCGCCACCACAAACGGCGACUUUCCCGACUAUCGCAGAGUUACGGACCGCUUGGCAACGUACAAAAAUUGGCCAAAUCCUCACGUAUCACCGGAAUCGUUAGCUAGAGCCGGUUUCUAUUACCUCAACGACUCCGACAAAGUGAAAUGCGCAUGGUGUUCAGGUAUCGUAGCCGAGUGGGAAUUGGGCGACAACGCAUUCGACGAGCACAAGCGGUUGUUUCCUAAUUGCCCAUUAAUGAUACAUGGUACAGAUAUUCCUUUGACUGAUCUCCAAGGCAGCGGAAUACAAGAGUUCAAAGCACCCAAAAAGCCGAUGUAUGCCUGCCUGAGUGCAAGACUGCGCACAUAUGAAAACUGGCCACGUAGUGACAUUCAGAAACCUGAAGUUCUCGCCCAAGCGGGAUUUUACUAUCAAAACACAGACGAUCAAGUUCGUUGUUUCCACUGUAAUGGAGGAUUACGAUCAUGGCGGAAAGAAGAUGUUCCGUGGUUCGAGCACGCCAAAUGGUUUCCACACUGUCAUUAUGUACAGCUAGCAAAAGGUCAGUCUUAUAUUGAUCAGGUCGUGGCACAGAUGCAACAGCAAUGGUCGCAAGAAAAUACCAAUCAAAACGCUCAGGAAUGCUUCGAGCGAACUAUGUCAUUGGAAGACGCUAUGGGAAUGGAACCUGUACGUUUGGCCCUACAAAUGGGUCUGAACGCUGGACGAAUUAAAAGUGCAACGAAACGUCAUCUUGAAUUGUACGGGAAACCAUACGACACAGCCGAGCAACUAGUCGAAGCAGUUUUAGAGGGCCAAGCCAGUGAAGACGUCUACACAGAAGAACAGGAACAGAAUCGCGCGGAAAUGAGUUCUUCGAUGCUAAAUGACAUGUCGCGAUUCUUUGAAAAUAUAUUAAAUCCGAGUAGAGUCGACCAUAAAACUCAAACUUCCAGUGUUAACCAGUGCAACUCUCGACCAACCACAUCACCCGACUCUACUUCCGCUACAGUACCUGAAAAUUGCUUGCCCAAUACAAGUACCAGUUCUAACAACACAAGUGGCGACGCUACGAAUUCUGAUAUGGCUAGCGAAGCUACGGUGGAACUCAUGAAACAAAUGUCCCUGGAGGAAGAAAACCGUAGACUGAAGGAUGCUCGCACUUGUAAGAUUUGCAUGGACGAUGAAUGUGGAGUUGUAUUUUUACCUUGCGGUCAUCUAGUUGCUUGCGUACUAUGCGCCCCAGGGAUCUCACAAUGUCCUAUCUGUCGGUCGCCCAUCAAAGGCUUCGUUCGUACAUACCUGUCGUGAAACCGUCACGACUGUGUCGUCUUUCUAGUAAUUCCUCUUCGCAUGUACUAUCUAAGCGUCCACCCUUCUCGUGUAUCUAUCUUACAAGUCGGAAGAUGCUCUUCCAAUGUAACAAAACAAUAAUACCUGAAGGAAACGAAACGAAAGAUUCGUGAACUCUAGUCGACGAGUCAACUCCUUGGAAAAAUAAAUAAAAAUAAAAUUUGUAACUAAAAGAUCUUUUCGCGCGAAAAUAUACAUUUAACGUUAAUGUACUCAUAAGUAGAUAGAAAGUUGAGAUAAUGCAAAAGAAAUACGAGAAAAAUAUUUUAUCUGUGUUAAUAAUGAUAGAAAAGUUUAUGUUUUAUAGAAUCCAAACGGUUUAUAUCUAAAAAAAGCAGAUUUUCAUAUACAAAGAAAAGAAAACGAUUGUUUUUUUUUUGUGAAUUUCGGUCAGUAUUUCCAAAUGAUUCGGAAGCAGAUCUACAUAUUUUCGUUGGUUUUGAGAGAGUAUUGAAUAAAUGUUAAUCGGAAUAUCAAA